Molecule: messenger RNA, 972 nt
Organism: Antechinus flavipes (yellow-footed antechinus)
Lineage: Eukaryota; Metazoa; Chordata; Mammalia; Dasyuromorphia; Dasyuridae
Gene: COMT
Product: catechol-O-methyltransferase
Exons: 5
Coding region: 93-860 (255 amino acids)
Biological process (GO): catecholamine catabolic process; developmental process; dopamine metabolic process
Cellular component (GO): membrane; dendrite; axon
Molecular function (GO): magnesium ion binding; catechol O-methyltransferase activity
Source: RefSeq, a predicted model, not a curated record
CGGGUGAAGAACCUGUCUCGGGCGCUGCCCGACUCCAGAGAAGGGGGCAGGAGAGAGCCGGAGAGAGCGCGGCCGCCCAGCCUACGCCUAAGAUGCUGGGGAGCCUCCUGCUGGCCGGGGCCCUGCUGCUGCUGCUGCUGCUGGCCUGGAGGAACCGGGACCUGCUGGUCCUGAUCUGGCACGACCGCGUCGCCGUGUGCAUCGCCAACUUCUUCUCGGGCAUGAGCAAGGAGGAGAGGAUCCUGAACUGGGUCAAGCAGCGGGCGACCGCGGGCGACCCCGAGAGCGUGCUGGGCGCCAUCGACCAGUACUGCUACCAGAAGGAGUGGGCCAUGAACGUGGGCGACACCAAAGGGCUGAUUGUGGACAAGGUGGUGGAGGAAGUCAAGCCCAAGGUCCUGCUGGAGCUGGGGACCUACUGCGGCUACUCGGCCGUGAGGAUGGGCCGCCUGCUGCCCCCCGGAGGGCACCUCUUCACCAUCGAGUUCAAUGAGAGCUUCGCGGCCAUUGCCCAGCAGAUAAUCCAGCUGGCCGGCCUGCAAGAGAAGAUUUCCAUCCUGAAAGGGCCCACAGAGGAGAUCAUCCCCCAGCUCAAGAAGAAGUACGAGAUCAAUACGGUCGAUAUGGUCUUCCUGGACCACUGGAAGGACCAUUACCUUCCGGACACCAGGCUCCUGGAGGAGAGCGGCCUGCUCUGGAAGGGCUCCGUGCUCCUGGCCGACAACGUCGUCCUCCCCGGGGCGCCGGAAUUUCUCCAGUACGUCCGCAACCACAAAGGCUUCGAGUGCACCCACUACCCCUCCAUGCUGGAGUACCUGCCCGUGAAGGACGGACUGGAGAAGGCCGUGUUCCUGGGCUGAAGGAGGGCGCGUGGGGGGGAAGGGCCCCCCCUCUGAGCCUGGCGGGGCCCCUGGGGCCUCAGGAGCCUUUUCUAUUUUCUGCAAGUAAAUACAUGCCCCGACCCCCUUGGAA